GGCUCGCCGGCACGGCGCACGCGCAAACUUCCGGCCUCGGCGCGCGAGCUGAUACCUGCGGCCUUUCGUAGGAAUUUUUUGCUUUCCCUUUCUCGCUCUGCAAUCCGUUGGGUUGUGCGCCCAUCCCGCCCGCAACCAUGACGGUGGGUAAGAGCAGUAAGAUGCUUCAGCAUAUCGACUACAGAAUGAGGUGCAUCCUUCAGGAUGGGCGCAUCUUCAUUGGAACCUUCAAAGCAUUUGACAAACACAUGAACCUUAUCCUAUGUGAUUGUGAUGAGUUCAGGAAGAUCAAGCCAAAGAACUCCAAACAACCUGAGCGGGAAGAGAAGCGGGUUCUUGGACUGGUCUUGCUACGUGGUGAGACAUUGGUUUCCAUGACAGUGGAAGGACCUCCUCCAAAAGAUACUGGAAUUGCUCGCGUGCCUCUUGCUGGUGCAGCUGGAGGUCCUGGUAUUGGUCGAGCAGCGGGUCGUGGUGUCCCUGCUGGAGCACCAAUGCCACAGGCUCCAGCUGGGUUGGCGGGUCCUGUCCGAGGAGUAGGAGGACCAUCUCAGCAGGUGAUGACACCCCAGGCACGUGGAACAGUUGCAGCAGCUGCAGUUACAUCCAGUAUUGCAGCAGCACCUCAGCAGUACGGACCAGGCCGUGGAGGCCCACCACCACUGGGCCGAGGAGCACCACCACCAGGUAUGAUGGGCCCUCCUCCUGGUAUGCGGCCGCCUAUGGGACCACCUAUGGGAAUGCCUCCUGGCCGAGGAGCACCAAUGGGAAUGCCACCAGGAAUGAGACCACCACCACCAGGAAUGAGAGGUCCUCCACCACCCAGUAUGCGUCCACCAAGGCCGUGAUAAUGAAACCAGGAAGAUACCAAGGCUAAUAAAUUAUACCCAUCUACAUGGGAACAUUUUUUGAAGAAGAGAUCUUAAGCAAAGACUUUUCAGAUCAUGCUGCUUUGACAGCUGGAUAUUGCAAUGCGAUUGCUAAAUUUUCUGGGACUUUUUGUAAGUAGAAUGGCAGAACUGUUGCCCGGUUGGAAUUUGUUUGAUUUGUAUUGUAAUAUUUUACAUUUUUAUUAAAAUGAGUAAAG
This is a messenger RNA of Mobula hypostoma (lesser devil ray), 1087 nucleotides long. RefSeq names its product small nuclear ribonucleoprotein polypeptides B and B1 (gene snrpb). The transcript has 7 exons. NCBI's taxonomy places the organism in Eukaryota, Metazoa, Chordata, Chondrichthyes, Myliobatiformes, Myliobatidae. The record is from RefSeq and is a predicted model, not a curated record. Gene Ontology annotation, biological process: mRNA splicing, via spliceosome. Gene Ontology annotation, molecular function: RNA binding. Gene Ontology annotation, cellular component: U4 snRNP; U5 snRNP; U2 snRNP. The coding region runs from base 138 to 848 and encodes 236 amino acids.